This is a messenger RNA of Coccidioides immitis RS, 1341 nucleotides long. RefSeq names its product oxidoreductase, zinc-binding. The transcript has a single exon. Gene Ontology annotation, molecular function: oxidoreductase activity. NCBI's taxonomy places the organism in Eukaryota, Fungi, Ascomycota, Eurotiomycetes, Onygenales, Onygenaceae. The coding region runs from base 201 to 1241 and encodes 346 amino acids. The record is from RefSeq and is a predicted model, not a curated record.
CUGAUCGCGAGAGAAUAGAUGCCACCAUGGAAUUCAGCAAAAAUCCAGUGGUUGCUAUCCCGGGGCUGCUUUACAGCAAUAUCUUUUUUCGUCUAACUUGACAGCCAUGUCAUCAACAGAAAGCCCGUCAUCCUCACCAUGGCCCACGCGUACAGUGAUUCAUCGGCGACCAGGUUCGCCGCCUGAGGUUUUGUCGCUCGAUGAAGGGACUUGUCCCGUCGCUUCCAACGGAAACUUCAGUCCUCGUUCGCGUGUCUCACGUGGCGCUCCAUCCGGGAACUAUCAUCCUGAUGCAUCUCGUCCCUUCGUUGUUCCGCCGUUUUCCAGCCAUCGCGGAGACAGACUUCUCCGGAGUCGUUGUCGGGGCUGGCGCUGGUGUGCCGACAGCAGCAGACAGCAGCACCCGGAACUUCCCCGUCGGCACGCCCGUUUUCGGUUCCUUUCAAGUUCCCGUUCAUCUGAGCAGCGGGCAAGGAGCCUUGGCAGAAUAUAUUGCCAUUGAGUUUUCGUCUAUUGCCCAGAAGCCGGAUAAUGUCUCAUAUGCGGCGGCGUCUGCCUUGGGUGCCUCACUUUACACGGCGAUCACGCUGAUUGACGCUGCGAAACUUCCUCCGAGAUUUAGAGUGCUUAUCAAUGCAGCUUGUGGAGGGGUGGGACAUUUCGCAACGCAAUUACUCAAGCAUCGCGAUCCAGAGGGCCAUAUCGUGGGAAUUUGUUCGCUACAUAAAGAGACACUCGCAAAACAGCUAGGAUGUGACGAAGUGAUUGACUACAGGGCCUUUCCUAACAGCGAACACCGGAGCCUAACAGAGUACCUAACCUCCCGGUAUGGAAGCACAGCAGAGGACAAAUUUGACGCUAUUUUUGAUGCAUAUGGAAGCCAGGACCUAUGGGAAUCAUCACCGGGUUAUCUAAAGAGUGGUAAAAAUCAUGUAUACGCAACUGUUGGGCCAAAAGUUGGCUGUACAUAUUCGGCAAUUCUUGGCUUCUUGUGGAAAAUGGCGAAGAACACACUUUGGCCGGCCUUGCUUGGCGGUGUACCCAGGGUGUACAGGCAGAUAUCCGCUUUCUUGGAUACUGAUGGCCUUGAGAAAUGCCGUGAAGUUGCUGUGGAUGGAUCUGUGAAGGCUUACUUGGGUGGGGUGUGGGAGAUGGAAGAGAUGAUGUUAGCAUAUAAGGAGCUCACCGGAGGCCAUGCGCAGGGAAAACUGGUGAUCAAAGUUUGGGAUCCAGAGAAUUGAUGGCAGGUUCAUCGCUUGAAUGGGAAGUAAGGCGAGGGAAUAUCGGGAGAUGAGGCUACUCCAUACAUACUAAGUAAUAAUGACAAGUUUACGCUUCAAA